This is a messenger RNA of Stegostoma tigrinum, 7441 nucleotides long. Its product is annotated as transcription initiation factor TFIID subunit 4-like. Lineage: Eukaryota; Metazoa; Chordata; Chondrichthyes; Orectolobiformes; Stegostomatidae. Gene Ontology annotation, molecular function: protein heterodimerization activity; RNA polymerase II general transcription initiation factor activity; DNA binding. Bases 12 to 3476 code for a protein of 1154 amino acids. The record is from RefSeq and is a predicted model, not a curated record. Gene Ontology annotation, cellular component: transcription factor TFIID complex. The transcript is spliced from 16 exons. Gene Ontology annotation, biological process: DNA-templated transcription; transcription initiation at RNA polymerase II promoter.
CCCGGAGGAAGAUGGCGGCGGGCUCAGACCCGCUGGAGGAGCUGUUUCUGUCAGAGGUGGACGAAAAGGCGGUCAGCGAUCUGGUGGGAUCGCUGGAGUCGCAGCUGGCAGGCCGGGCAAUGCUGCCCGGAGAGGGGAGGCCAGGCCCAGCGGGAGGCAGCGUCCCGGGGGAGGGACGACGGCGAGCCGGCAGAAUGGCGCCAUCGCCGCUCGGCGAGAGAGCGGCGGCUCCCGCUGUGGCUCUGGCUCCGGCUCCGGCUCCGGCCCCGGCUUCGGCCCCUGGCUUCGGGCAGGAAGCAGCUGCCGUAAUUAAACAGCCUGGAGCCUCCGCCAGUGAGCUCCCGCCACCUCCCGCCACCAGCAUCCCCUCCUCGAGCACCUCAGCGGCCGGAGCCCGAGCUUCAGGUGCGGCGACCCCGGGGACCGGCCGCCUCUUACAGCCCUCCCGGCCCCCGCCACCCGCCUCCCCCAGCACCAGCAGCUUUGCGCCCUCUGAAACUACCACUGACCCUGGGGAGAGAGUCCCUCCCUUGGCCGCCCUAACAAUAGGCGAGUAUCCGGGGUCGAGCCACCUACCCGCACCCCAGAAGGCUCCCGGAUCCCCACCUCAGGCUGUCAAUGGGGUGGUCGCACAUUGCAGCUCCCCUGCUGUGACAGCUGCUUUGCACUUCUCCACUGCGACUGCCUCUGGGACCUGUAACCAUCUCCCCACUUCUGGGGCCGCCAGCACUUUUGGCUCCAAUGCCAGCAGCAUCAACACACCUUGCAAUUCCUCUCAAAACGGUUCUCUUAAUCCUCAGUUCGUUUCUGUGUCUCAAGACAGCAUCCUGAUGGGUAGUAGUAGUACCCCAACUAUUACAUUGACAAGACCACCAAUGCAUACUGUGAUUGCCAGCAAUGUUUUGGGCGCUGCGCUGUCACAGAAUGGAAUUGCUCCCUUCAACAAUGUGAAUCCACCAGGAUUGGUACAAUUUGGAGAAAAGACAGGUGUCCAUCGAGGUGCAAUAAUAGCACAAUUGGCUAAUCAAAUUGCUGCUGUCAGCAAUCCAAUUUGCAGUCACACAGCCACCAAUACAGACUCUAUGUCACAGACGAAGCUUGUUCUGCAUACUCAACAUCAGCCUGUUUCUCUUAGUUUAUUAAAUAACACAGCUGCUCCUAUCACAGUGACCAACACUCUGAGUAAUCAGUUGCAAUACACAGUUACCAGCUCUCUCCCUGUAGCCAGUGCCCCGGUCAGUGUCAAUGCAGUGGCAAAAUCUGCAGUCAAUAUGAUCUCUCAACCUCAUGUCGGAAUCACUAAAGUCAUCUCGUCUGCCCCUGGCAUCAUCCAAGUAUCAGCCGCUCAGCCACAGCUUCCUCGUACUGGGUUAGGGGCACCCCAACGCAUUGUAACCCCUCAGCUUAUCAUUCGCUCCCAGCAACAACCAACAGUGCAGCUUGCUUCUGGUUUCACUAUCCCACCAGGAAUGAUUUUGGUCCGGACAGAGAGCGGCCAACUUGUCAUGGUUCCUCAGCAAGCAUUGGCUCAGGCUCAAGCCCAGGCACAGUGCCCAGGAAGCAUCUCUCCCAGGCCUUCUGCUCCAACCAGUGUUGCCACAUUUCGCCUAACGUCUAGUCAGCCAGCCAUGACCAUCUCCUCAAUCAGGCCAGGACAUCCACUGCAAGCCAAAGUAGUUCAACCUGCAGCCACGCCAGUUAAUGCAAUGUCAGUUGCUGCUUCACAACCCAUCCCAACAGCAGCUCCCACUCUGGUUUCUGGAUGUACCAGCACUCCACAGGCUGCAUGCACAACAAUCUUCUCUGGAGUGACCAGCCAUCACAUUAUCACAUCUCAAACCCAGGCUCAGUCCCAGGCCUCUGCUUCAUCUCAGUCCCAAUCUGCAACCAAAACUCAACUGCAAGUCCAUCCUCAAGUCACACCCAGUUCCCCACUACCUGGAACACCCACAGUUACACAGGUAUCUGUGGCAUCCCGUUCUGCACCCCUGGGAAGAGCUGGACAGGAAAUGCAGGAAAAUGUGAAGAAAUGCAAGAACUUCCUCGCAACCUUGAUUAAACUAGCAUCGCACAGUGGACAGUCUGCAGACACCUCCCGGAAUGUGAAGAGCCUUGUUCAAGACUUGUUGGACUAUAAGAUUGAGCCAGAAGAAUUCACUGAUAGACUUCAGUCAGAACUUAACUCGUCUCCACAGCCAUACCUGGUGCCUUUUCUUAAGAAAAGUUUACCAGCCUUGAGGCAGUCCCUGGUCCAUAAUCAGCAGUACAUCCUGCAAGUAAAUCAGCAGACACAAGGAGUGGCCUCCAUACAGACCACAUCUACUGUGCCAUCGACAGGAGCUGUCACCACGGUUGUGGCUGGAUCAUCUGUACAAAUUAGACAGCCCAUCACUGAUAACACAGUCCCAGGAACAAAUGCAGUGACACAGGCACACAUCAGUUUGGCUCAGCAAGGGCGCAGCACACAUCUGAUUAUACAGCCCCCAGUACAGACAGUGAAAAGGCAGUCUGGUCCAGGAGGUCAAGUGAGAUUGCCGUCGGUUGUUACCCCAUCUACCAGACCAGCUGGGAAGACAUCGCUACUGCAAGGAAGCAAAGGUCUUUCAGGACCCUUGCUCCAGGUCACUGCCAAUCAGAAAAACAAGUCCAGUGACCCUGGAGGUGGCUCUUUCAGAGACGAUGAUGACAUUAAUGAUGUCACCUCAAUGGCUGGAGUUAAUCUGAGUGAGGAAAGUGCCAACAUUCUUGCAACUAACUCCUAUUUAGUUGGAACACAGAUUCGCUCAUUUAAAGAUGAAGCUUUUCUGGCUAGUGGUCCUCUGCACAGACGCAUCCUAGAAACAGCUAAAAGGUUUGGAAUCACGGACGUUCCCAUUGACAUAGUAAACACGAUUUCAAUCGCGACGCAAGAACGGUUAAAAAUGAUCAUCGGAAAACUGACAUCAAUAGCACAGCACAGAAUGGAAACGCACAAGGACCAUGAAUGGUACGAACAAGCAACAGAUGUUCGGACGCAACUGAAGUUCUUUGAACAUCUGGAGCGACUUGAAAAACAACGGAAGGAUGAUCAAGAGAGAGAAAUUCUAUUAAAAGCAGCAAAGAGUCGCUCCAGGCAAGAAGACCCUGAGCAUGCAAGACUAAAACAGAAAGCAAAGGAGAUGCAGCAGCAGGAGCUGGCACAGAUGAGACAACGAGAUGCAAACCUAACAGCACUUGCUGCUAUUGGCCCACGCAAGAAACGCAAACUGGAUUCUCCAGGACCGCAAGCGAUUGAGGUGGGAAUGGCAGCUGGCGAGGUAACCAGACAGGGUGCAGGUCCCACAACAGGCCCCCAGGCAGGAUCCAGACCAGCUUUGUCUCGCCAAUACACACGACAGAGGGUAACCCGCGUAAACCUCAGGGACUUCAUCUUCUACAUGGAACAGGAGCAAGACACCAGGCACUCACUAGUGCUGUACCGAGCACUGCUGAAGUAGACAGUGAGGGGCAAGGAUACAGUCCCUCUGCCCUACAUGAGCAGGCCACCAGCAUUCAGUGACUGCCGCCUUGUGCCUUUUCCUAAAACUAAAGUCAUUUAGUAUCCACUCGUGUUUACUGCUCUGACCUCAUCUUGUGAUAACUUUUAGAUACCUCUAGCUGAAUGUUUGCAUCCAGUAUUUAAUUUCUUUGCAACUCCCAACAUAGUUCUUUGUCCAUUUCUCUGAAGAGAUUUAAAACAAAAACUGUGAAUUCUAGUAAAUCCAUAAUAAGCACAGCAAAUGCUGCAACUCACACAGUGUAAGCUGUCAGUACCUGAGACAGGAAUACUCUUCUGAGUUUGUGUCAGAAAAGUGAAAGGAACCCUGACCAAACUGCUAACUGACCUCGUCCUCUCCAGUUGCUCACAGACUGUGCAUGUUGUAGUGGUCUUUGUAUUUUUAUUUUGUCUCUUUCUACCUCCCCACCAACUGUCUGUGUGCCCAUGUUUUUAAUGGGAAAAGGGGGGGCUGCAAUUACACAACUGUCUGUGUGCCCAUGUUUUUAAUGGGAAAAGGGGGGGCUGCAAUUACACAACUGUCUGUGUGCCCAUGUUUUUAAUGGGAAAAGGGGGGGCUGCAAUUACACAACUGUCUGUGUGCCCAUGUUUUUAAUGGGAAAAGGGGGGGCUGCAAUUACACAACUGUCUGUGUGCCCAUGUUUUUAAUGGGAAAAGGGGGGGCUGCAAUUACACAGCUGUCUAUUGUAGUGUCUUGUUUCACUACUUCAGUUUGUCUGUUCCUAAGGUACUAUAUUGUUGUAACCUAUUUCAGGAGUUAGUCCAAAUAACUGCUCCUGUAUUCAAAAGCCUUUAGCAGUGUUGAAAACUAUAUGUUAUAAGGGAAUUUUUUUUUCAUUUUAUAACUUUAUUUAAAUUUUCUUUGCAAAAGUAAAAUUAAAUGGUUACACACAGGGACCUGGUGAAUUUGCUUGAGAUAUUUUAGCUGUGGGAGCAUGUUGUCCAGCAGGACCUCCUUAUAGAGAGAUUAAAGUGGGAAUUGCAGGUCUCAUCAGUGUUUGCUUUGUUUGUACCAACCAGUGUGUGGGACCAUUUAGUUUAAACUCAUUGUAAACGUUUUCCUAAAUUUAAACUGGAGGUGGGUGUGUAUUUACCACAAUUACAGAGUACACUAGUGAUCCCAGUUGCCUCUCUCUCUCUGUCAAAAAUGUUGCUGUCACAUUGACAGCUGAUGCAGUUGAGUUAAAUGGUGGUGCCAGUGAGUGAUUGAGUAAAGUCAUUGCUAACAUACAACAAUGGUUUGCAGACGGCUUUAGUGAAGUGUCACUUUUCAAGUGGAUCAACAAUCAUGGAUAAAGACAACCCGCCCGCAGUUGUACCAUAUGGAAAUGCUGUGUGUAAAGAUGUUGUAAUGAUAUUGUAUCUUUUAGAACCAUGUUGAUUCUAAUUUUAAUAUGUCAGCAAUAAGUUCUGCACUAAUGUUGCCUAAUAUGCAAGUUUUAUUCCCACUGAGAUGUCUAAGUUCUCCAAAUAUCCUUUUCACCCCAGAACUGAAGGGUGGCUACACCCACACAUGCACACGUAUACACACACACAGUCACACUCAGACACACACACAUACACAUACACAUGCAUUCUCUCACACACACACACACACACACACACACACACAAUCUCACAUACACACACACUCAUGCUCACACACAUACACACACGCGCAUACACAGUCACAAACGCACAUGCUCACACACACAUAUAAACACAUGCACACACAGUCACAAACACACAUACACACACACUCUCUCACACAUACACAGACACACACACACACACACAGUCACAAACGCACAUGCACACACACACAUAUAAACACAUGCACACACACAGUCACAAACACGCUCACACACACACACACACACACACACACACACACGCUCACACACACACGGAUCUGGGUGUUUGCCUCUGUGCUGGCUUCAGCAUGGCUCCAUGCACACUGAGGUGAAGACAGUGAGCUCAAUCUAUGUCCACAUCAAUGACGUCUCCAUCUGUGCACAAUCAUUUUCUCUUGUCUUGCCCAUUGUCUGCACCAAAACUCAUUACAAACUGUGCCAUUCUCAAGACGAAAAGGCAAUUGACUCUUCUUCCACAUUGGCCAUUAUAAACUGUGAUACAGUUAGUCCUGCUUGAGAUGAAUUGUGCUGUGACGUGUUAUUGCCAAGUUGCCCUAUGUUAAUGCAGUAAAAGAUGCUUAACAGAAACCCAGCCCGAUUAGUCCCUGGAAAUAUCCCAUGGAAUAUUUCUGCUGACUGUGGGGAUCUGCAGAUCCCAAUUUGAAAACUAUCGAAAAGCUACUGCACAGAAAGAAGUCAUACAGCUCAUCCUGUCCUGUACCAUUACAAUCCAGAACUAGAACCUCCAGGUUUCAGUCUCAGUGUGCACAGAGUUACCCCUUCACAGCUACAUUGCCAUUCAAGCUGUUACAGUUAAGUUAGCUCUCUCCGCAUUUGUUUUGGGCUGGUGAUGAUUAUUUACUGAGCCAUGGGCAGAUCGCAUGUGCAGGCCUGGCAUAGUUUGGAAUUCUACGUGACUGAUGCCCGUCCAUGGGGAGCUCUGAGCUUCCUCCUGCAGUCUUUCGACAGAAUUUGCUGUUCCUGCUCAAAUGUUCGGAGAUCUAACUGUUGGCUCUUAGAGGUCAUAUAUCUGGGAAUGUGAUAAUGGAAAAUCUGCCCUCAAGUCUUCAGAAAGAAAAUUAGCAAUAGAUAAAGGCAAUAGAUUGCUCUUACUUCAGCCCAGACUCACCAAAACCCCUAUCUUAAUUCUUCAUGAGUAUUCACUCAGCAGUUGACCCAAAAUUAAUUCAAACUCCCCUCGUCAAAACUAAUUAAGAAUUCCCCCUUGCUAUCUUCUUUAUCUUCCACUAUUGAUUAAUUUUCUUUCCUGGUAAUCUUUCAUUAUUAUGCUUUCCUGUCCUUUACCUGGUAUCAAUGCCCUCUUCUCCCUGUAAUAGGUUUCUUUUUCCCAAAUAUUCAUAUAUUUUUAACAGUAUUAAUUUGCACUUCUGCAGUAUUAAUUUGCACUUCUGCAGUAUUAAUUCUGUUUCCCGUUAAUAAAUCCUCCUUUCUCAGUAUCGGUUUACCUAGCAUUCAUUUCAGUUUGCUCUUUUCCCAGUAUUAAACUUUAAUUACCAGCAUUAAUUUCUUCUCCCUUCCCCAGUAUUACCAUUUUCACAGCUGAUGAGCACAGUGAAUAGGAAUAUUGAAGAAUUCAGACCAGUGCUUUCACGUAAAGGAGAAGAAUGUUGAACUUUUGUCAGAUUUGCAGGCAUAGGCUCUGUACCUGAACUACAAGCAGUGUGUAACAUGGUACUAUACUGUAUACUCACAGUGUAUGCAUGUGUCUCUGUAAACAUUUUACUGGAACUGGAGAAUGAAAGAGAGGGCAUGGUCUUCCAAUCAAUGAUGUUCCCUUCUGUGUUGUUGCCCUGAAAUCUGUUUGGAGCGCACGAUAACCUGUGUCAGGCUAUUUUAAUUUAUCUCAACCAUUCCCCCACCUGUGGUUGUAUAACUGCACUCUAGCACUCUGAUCCAUUAUAUUGUGUGAAGCAUUGGGAAGGGUGGAUGGAGAAAAAAAGCACAAAUGUAACAAUUUACCAGUCAGUUUGAAAUAGUUUUAAUAAUUUUUUACAGUUCUCAAAGAACAAGCAGGUAUAUUUGCACUUCAUCUGCAUUCUAGCCAAAAUAUUAUUUAAGAUGUUAACUCAAAUGAGCAAGCACAACAAUCAUGUAGGAAACAGAAGAGCUGGUUUUAAACAGUCAACAAUUUGUACAUAGUGUUUACAAAGUCUUUUGUGUUAAUUAGAAUUCCGUUAUUUUUGGUAUUGGACCGUGUACAUAUGAUUACACUGUGCCGUCCAUGUGCAAAAACAUACUUGCAAACUUUGUACUUAUUUUGUAAAGAAAUAAA